AUGGCGGAUCUAGUUCAUCUUGCCUCAACCCUAACCCUCCUGGAUGGGUACAUGAAAGAUUAUAUCAAUCGUCAACCUCGUGCCUUGUACAAUCAAGAGGAGGGUUAUCGAGUUCUGUUCCCUCAACCUCUGAUCAAGGUUUCCGACGAACGUAUAGCGAAUUCGAAUGAUUGUGAACAACCACGUCUCAAAGAGACUCUGGAGAGCUUAACCAAAGAGUGGCAUAUCCAACCUAGUUCCAAUGAAAGUUCUGAGCUUGAGACUGCAAUCAUGACGAAGGAAACUCACCUUCCCAUACCAGGACCACCCUUCUUGAAGUCUCCUAUAGCCUCAGGUGAAGAUGGCAACAGCAACAACGACUGCUAUCUGGGUGCUGGUACUACCAAGAAAUCUGCCGAAGACCACCUCGAGAGAACCAAGGGCCUGUGUAAAAGCGCGAUAGGCCAGCUUGCUGCUCGAGGCUCAGGAUGGGAAUCCACUACCAAAAGCGCUGAUACUAGUUCAAAGGCCUUAGUAGCCAAAAGGACCCUACCUGACCUCGUGGUGCCAAACUCAGCCAUGUUUCCUUGUAUGGCGUGGUGGAACGACAAAGUUCAGCCAAGGGAAGAAGACCUUGUUGUGGAGACAAUGAAUUCCUUAAUUCCACCCAACACACUCUUCAGGGAUUCCAUGGUUCAGACAGAAGAAACUAGUGUUCGAAAGUCCGGUUAG
Messenger RNA from Laccaria bicolor S238N-H82, 711 nucleotides. RefSeq lists its product as uncharacterized. The record is from RefSeq and is a predicted model, not a curated record. Bases 1 to 711 code for a protein of 236 amino acids. The transcript is spliced from 2 exons. Lineage: Eukaryota; Fungi; Basidiomycota; Agaricomycetes; Agaricales; Hydnangiaceae.